Aspergillus tubingensis is the source of this 597-nucleotide messenger RNA. It is a transcript of the gene wos2, whose product is annotated as Hsp90 cochaperone SBA1. Gene Ontology annotation, molecular function: protein-folding chaperone binding; Hsp90 protein binding. Gene Ontology annotation, biological process: chaperone-mediated protein complex assembly; protein folding. Gene Ontology annotation, cellular component: cytosol; nucleus. NCBI's taxonomy places the organism in Eukaryota, Fungi, Ascomycota, Eurotiomycetes, Eurotiales, Aspergillaceae. The transcript is spliced from 4 exons. The record is from RefSeq and is a predicted model, not a curated record. The coding region runs from base 1 to 597 and encodes 198 amino acids.
AUGUCCGAACUCCCUCAGGUCCACCCCGAAGUCACAUGGGCUCAGCGCUCUUCGGAUAGCGACCCCGAGCGCAACUACCUCUAUGUUAGCAUCAAGGCUGCUGAUGUUGCCCGUUCUGACGCAACCCUCGACAUCAAGCCUACCAAUGUUACUUUCACAGGCAACUCCAAGAAGGGCGUAAAAUACCACGUCUCUCUCGAUCUGUUCGCCGAGAUCGACCCCGAGAACAGCAAGGUCAACCACAGUGACCGUGAGGUCGAGUUGGUUCUGCGCAAGAAGGAGCUCAAGGAAGAAUACUGGCCGCGUCUGCUGAAGACUACCCAGAAGAUCCACUUCUUGAAGACCAACUUCGACAAGUGGGUUGACGAGGAUGAGCAAGACGAGGUGAACGAGGACGACUACGCAAACAACUUCGGAGGCUUCGAAGGUCUUGGAGGCGAGGGUGGUCUCUCCAACAUUGACUUCUCCAAGCUUGGUGCCGGUCUCGGCGGUGAUGCCGGUGUUCCUGGAGAGGAAGAAGAGGAAGAGGAGAUGCCCGAGCUGGAGGAGGGCGAGGCCGAGGGUGCCAAGUCUUCUAAGAUCCAGGAGGUUUCUUAA